AUGAGCACUGCUAGUUAUUUGUUGUCUCAAGCGAAAUAUGCCUCUAAUCUAUUGGCCUUAGGCAUCAUUGACUCCUUCACAACACCAACACCACUGGAUCCCAAUGUUCAUCUGACUUCAUUUGAUGGAGUUCCGCUUGAAGAUGUCAGUCUCUAUCGUCAAUUGGUUGACAACCUUAUUUAUCUAACAGUAACUCAUCCAAACAUUGCAUAUGCCAUUCAUAUUAUUAGCCAGUUCAUGGUUGCUCCACAAACCAUUCAUUUUACUGUUGUUCUCUGUAUUCUUCGCUAUGCCAAGGGUACUACGGGGCAUGAAAUUUAG
Messenger RNA from Benincasa hispida (wax gourd), 321 nucleotides. The record is from RefSeq and is a predicted model, not a curated record. Lineage: Eukaryota; Viridiplantae; Streptophyta; Magnoliopsida; Cucurbitales; Cucurbitaceae.